This is a messenger RNA of Salvelinus namaycush (lake trout), 3013 nucleotides long. RefSeq names its product E3 ubiquitin-protein ligase SH3RF1-like. Gene Ontology annotation, biological process: protein ubiquitination; positive regulation of JNK cascade; positive regulation of proteasomal ubiquitin-dependent protein catabolic process. Bases 25 to 2451 code for a protein of 808 amino acids. Gene Ontology annotation, molecular function: ubiquitin protein ligase activity; protein binding. The record is from RefSeq and is a predicted model, not a curated record. The transcript is spliced from 9 exons. NCBI's taxonomy places the organism in Eukaryota, Metazoa, Chordata, Actinopteri, Salmoniformes, Salmonidae.
GAGAACGUCCCAGGAGUGAUUGACAUGGCGUCUGGUGACAUCAUCAUUCUGAGACAGAAGGUGGAUGAGAACUGGUAUUAUGGAGACACGAACAGCAGUAGUGGGCUGGUCGCUGCUAACAUGAUACAGAUUAUUGACCAGCAGCAUCAGACUCAAUCCCAAAAACGUUCCCAAACACAGACCCAGACCCAGACCCAGACCCAGCCACAAUUCCAGUCUCAGCCUUUAGCCCUCUGCAAAGCCCUGUACGACUUUGACUCCAAAGAGAUGGACGUGAAUCUGGAUGACUGCAAGGACUGUCUCACCUUCCACAAGGGAGACGUCCUCACGGUCAUCAGACGAGCAGAUGAAAACUGGAUUGAAGGAAAGCUGGGAGACAAAGUUGGCAUUUUUCCUCUCCAUUUCACGGAGCCAUUUACAGAGGCAGCAGCCAAGCUUCUGGAGGGAAAGACCUGGAAGGGGAGUGACUCCUCGGCUGAAUCUCGCCCAGGGAUCGGGAGUGAGAGUGGAUUUAGCAACAGCGGGACCGGUGACUCAACAAACCCCGACCGGGCAACCUGCUUCGGGGCGCCCCAGAGCCCCACGAAGACCCCCAAUAUUUCUGCUCUCAACCCCCCCACCACCACCCAGGGGAAACAGCAACAAGCUAACAGCAGCACCCUGUACCAGUCCAACCAGACACAACCUUCGAAUAUCAACGGUCUGUACCAAUCAACCCAGGCACAACAACCUGCUAACAUCAACAGUGUGUACCAGCCGACCCAGGGGCGGGGGCAGCCACCCAGCGUCAGUGCCCUCAACAGCCUGAACCAUCAGGUUCACCAGCUGUCCCAACCCUCCGCCCCCCCUCCCAACCACAGCUCCUCUCAACGCUCAGGUGUGACCUCACAGCGCGUAAAGAGAAACUCAGAGAGAACUGGCAGACACCUGUCACAACAGGGCGUGAGGAAGAUGAGUAGUGGUGAAGCUCCUCCCACCAUCACCAUGGCUCUGAUCAACCCCCAGUCUGCCUCCGUCUCCUCGGACACCAAACAGUCCUCCACUCAGCAGCUCUCCAUCAGUGUGUGUGCUGCUCUGUACUCCUACAAGCCCUGUCGCUCUGAGGAACUGGAGCUGAGGAAAGGGGAGAUGGUGGGGGUGUAUGGGAAGUUUAAGGAGGGCUGGCUCAGAGGCCUCUCUCUACGGACAGGCAAAGUGGGCAUUUUGCCCGGCAACUACGUCACACCUGUCCUCAGAACCUCUGCCAGGCUGUUGGAGUCCAAGGCAGUGACGGCAGGCCCCGGUACAGUCCCUGGAAGAAGAACCUCCUCGUCCUCCAAGAAUCCAGCGGUGGUUCUAGCUCUCCACAGGGUCAACUCCGAUGAAACGACCUACUCUACUGGACAACGGGUUCCGCAGCAGUCCGCCUCCGUGGCCACGCAGCCUGUGACGUCAUCAGGCGGCGCCACCAGAAAGUCCCGGCACGGGGUGGGCUCGGAGGGAUGGGACACAGUGAGGAGAGUCUUCCAUCGUUCACACAGAGGCUCAUCUCAACGGGGAAACCACUACCCCCACACCACCAUCUCUUCCAGCUCAGCCCUUCAAUCCCAGACCCAGACCCACAGUCAGAGCUCAUCCCAGCGCUGUAACCACUACCCCCACACUACCAGUGCCACAUCAGGCCUUCAGCCCCAUUCUCAGUCCCAUUCUCACAGCCAGAACUUUAGCCACAUCCAGGCCCCUGGCUACUCCCCUGCUCUGCUCAGGAAGAAACAACACAUGAGCAUGCUGCCCAAUCACAACAGAUCUCUGGCCUGGAUGUCUGAGGGACCCUCGCCCUCUAGUGGUGGUUUUAUGAAGGACAGGGACACUGCUGCCAGAGAGACGUUUGAUAGGCAGGUGUUGGAGACGAGGCAAGCAGCAUCGAAUGGUCAGCAGUCCAUCAACUCCAUCCUAGUGAGACCAGACGCCCUCAAGAACAACACAGAGAAGCCCACCAAGUCAGUGCGGUUCCUGACCCAGCCUGAUUCCCCUCCACCACGGCCCAGGACCACCUCCCUGCCCUCGGGUAGCCAGCCUCCCUCCAGUGCUCACCCUGGUCCCCCUCCCCUGGAGGUCUGGGCUCCAUCACUCACACUGGGGCGAGACGGGCCUGGGAUCAUACUGAAAGAAGGCAAGGCUCCUGUUCUUAGGAAAGGUCUGGAGACAAACCCCUCAGAUGUUCUGACCCCCAAUCAGAAACCUACAUCAUCAGCACCAUCAGCGUCCAUACUGUCCAGCAGCCCUAGCAGACACAGAGUAGUGACGUCAUACCAGGCCCAUACAGAGUCAGAGAUGAGCCUGAUGCAGGGUGAGCCUGUCCUGCUUCAUAGACAUCGGCCCGACGGACGGGUUCUGCUCACCCAGGAGAGCAGUGGCCACACGGGCCUCUUCCAUAGCGGUGUUCUACAGUUCUUAGACCGGUUCAGUUGACUGCCUGUAGUGUUUAGUUGUUAUGUGUGUUUUUCACAUAUAAAUAGAAUGACUAGCAUGGGAAAGCUACCUGGACCGUGACAAUUUGAUAGUACACUCAAUAUGGCCGCUGGCCCACCCGGGUACAAUUAAUUUUGCCGCCAGCCCACCCCAUCAUGUAAUGUUGACUUGAAAACCAAUGUCCAUUCUAGCUAUUCUAUUUCUAUGGAUGUGUUGACACUGCCAAAUGAGAUGCUCAAACUGUGGAAGUGUGUGUGUGUGUGUUUUAUCUGUGUGUUGAAAAUAAUAUAUUAUACUGCCAUAUAAUGACUAUAUAUAAAGUAUGUGGACACCCCUUCAAAUUUUGUGGAUUUGGCUGUUUCAGCCACACCUAUUGGUGACAGGUGUAUAAAAUUGAGCACACAGCCAUGCAAUCUCCAUUGACACAAAUUGGCAGUAGAAUAGCCUUACUGAAGAGCUCAGUGAAAUAUCUAUUUGGUACUGUCAUGGAUGCCACCUUUCCAACAAGUCAGUUCGUCAAAUUUCUGCCCUGCUAGAGCUUCCCCGGUCAACUGUAAGUGCU